CACGGGCGGCGGUAGCCGCCACAGAGGGACGAUGAGCGAGGACAAAGUGGUGGUGCUGGGCUCGGGCGGGGUAGGCAAAUCCACCCUGACCGUGCAGUUCGUGACUGGCACCUUCAUCGAGAAAUACGACCCCACCGUUGAGGACUUCUACCACAAGGAGAUCGAGGUGGACUCGUCGCCGUCGGUGCUGGAGAUCCUGGACACGGCGGGCACCGAGCAGUUCGCGUCCAUGCGGGACCUGUACAUCAAGAACGGCCAGGGCUUCAUCCUCAUCUACAGCCUGGUCAACCAGCAGAGCUUCCAGGACAUCAAGCCCAUGCGGGACCAGAUCGUCCGCGUGAAGCGGUAUGAGAAAGUGCCAGUCAUCUUGGUUGGGAACAAAGUGGACCUGGAAAGUGAGAGAGAAGUAUCGUCCAAUGAAGGCAGAGCUCUUGCUGAAGAAUGGGGCUGCCCCUUUAUGGAGACUUCUGCUAAGAGUAAAAUAGUGGUGGACCAACUCUUUGCAGAAAUUGUGAGGCAGAUGAACUAUGCUGCUCAGCCUGACAAAGAUGACCCAUGCUGUUCGGCAUGUAACAUACAGUAGCAUCCAAAUAUGGCUGUCCUGGAUGGGAUUAGCCCAAUGUUGUAGGUGAUAGAAAACUCACCUACUCCUCUGCAGGACACACAGGAUGUGUGGUGUUAAUCUACAGAGAACUGCAGCCCUUAUUCAGAAUUGAGCAGUGAUUGUCAGUUGAUAUCUCUGAGUAACAUUUGGGUUCAGUUACUACAGUUUUCACUAUUUGUCCUCAGUCUCCUUUCUGCAUCUGCAACUUUAAGGCAUAGUCCAUGGAUCUACAGGGUGACCUCAUUUGAAAGCUAUGAUGGCAUUGUCGCUGAGUUGACAGAAGCAAUUAUUGUAUAUAUUAAAAAUAACCAUAAGGGAGAAACCAGAAGAUUCCUAUGACCACUUACAAUUAAAAUAUUUUGUCUUCUUUAAAAAAAUAAGUAAAGGAGAAAUAUUUUCCCACAAGAGUACUGAAUUUCAGGAAAUGGGAUAGAGCUUCUAAA
Callithrix jacchus (white-tufted-ear marmoset) is the source of this 1047-nucleotide messenger RNA. NCBI's taxonomy places the organism in Eukaryota, Metazoa, Chordata, Mammalia, Primates, Cebidae. The record is from RefSeq and is a predicted model, not a curated record.